Notechis scutatus (mainland tiger snake) is the source of this 878-nucleotide messenger RNA. NCBI's taxonomy places the organism in Eukaryota, Metazoa, Chordata, Lepidosauria, Squamata, Elapidae. The record is from RefSeq and is a predicted model, not a curated record.
AUGUCUCAGAAGCUAUGUUUAGCUCUUUGUAUCUGCAUGCUUUAGCAGGGAAUUGGUAAAAAUAUAUGAUUAAAUGGAGCCUCCGCUUCAAGAGAACAUCGGCUGUUGUUGCAGCUCCUAAUAACUGACUCAGUGGUUUACUUGCAAGCUCACCAGUAAGAAAAAUGAGAAUAGAUGAACAUUUUAAAACGAGUCCCAAAAUUCCAGGGAUUGACUUGAAUUGCACCAGAGUGAUGUUUAAUAAGCUAAUGACAUCUCAGCCUUCUACAUUGCGUGACCAGAUCUUAAAAAGCUUUGAAAGCUUGAUCCCCCAGCUGCCUAGCUCCCCACCAGAUGUUGAAGCCAUGAGGAUCUAUCUGAUUCUUCCGGAAUGCCCUCUCUUUCAAGAUUCAAAAUAUUACGUUACCUUAACGCUUCCUUUGGCAAUGGCGAUAAUGUGCCUGGAGAAAAAUCCCAGUAAAGUUUUAGAAAACUGGUGGUCUCAGGUAUGCCCAGAGUAUUUCUUGAGACUAGUGGAUCUCUAUAAAGAUGCCGUGCUUUAUCUCUUGAAUGGGAAAAAGACACUCCAGGUCCCAGUCUUGUACAGCAAUUACAUCACAGCUGCAUUAAAACUUCUGGAGAAAUUACACAAAGUAAAUCAAAAAGCUAACCACAUAGAAUAUGACAAAUUUUAUAUCCCAGAGAUUUCUAAUCUGAUAGAUAUUCAAGAAGACUACCUGAUGUGGUUUUUGCAUGAAGCAAGAGUGAAAGUAAGACAGUCUAUCAUGCAGGAUUCUGUUACUCUGUGCUCUUAUCCUUUUAUCUUUGAUGCACAAGCCAAAACGAAGAUGUUGCAGACAGAUGCUAAACUCCAGAUGCAGGUACAGUGCCUUCUUUCA